Varanus komodoensis (Komodo dragon) is the source of this 2625-nucleotide messenger RNA. It is a transcript of the gene MPP1, whose product is annotated as MAGUK p55 scaffold protein 1. The transcript has 12 exons. The record is from RefSeq and is a predicted model, not a curated record. Lineage: Eukaryota; Metazoa; Chordata; Lepidosauria; Squamata; Varanidae. Gene Ontology annotation, cellular component: plasma membrane; cell-cell junction. Gene Ontology annotation, molecular function: signaling receptor binding. Bases 173 to 1573 code for a protein of 466 amino acids.
GCGGCGCACGCGAAGGGGCUGCUCGGGCGCCGCGCCGGUGGCUGCGGCGGGGACGCGUCCUGCUCCGACCGGCGGACCCGACGCCUGCGGGAAGCGCGCCGCCGAGCCGCGCCGCGCCGCGCCGCACCGCACCGGCCGGGGGCGUCGAGCCUGCGGCUGACCCGGCGCCACCAUGACGCUCAAGUCGGGCCGGAGCGACAGCGUGAGCAGCAUGAGGACGGCGCUCUCCGACCUGUACCUGGAGCACCUGCUGCAGAACAGGCCCAAGGCCGAGGCUGCCCCGUGCUCAGUGAAUGCAGUGACGGAGGACAUUUACACCAACGGCUCGGCCACACUGGGCUCCCCGGCCCACGCAAAUGGCCGGGAGGUGCGGAAAAUGAGGUUCAUCCAGUUUGAGAAGGUCACAGAGGAGCCCAUGGGCAUUACGCUGAAGCUGAAUGAGAAGAAGAGCUGCAUGGUGGCCAGGAUCCUCCACGGGGGCAUGAUUCACAGGCAAGGCUCCCUUCACGUGGGGGAUGAGAUCCUAGAAAUCAAUGGGAAAAGUGUUGCCAACCACUCUGUAGACCAGCUGCAGAAGAUACUGAAAGAAACCAAGGGAACGGUCUCCCUAAAGGUCAUUCCCAACCAGCAGAGCCGCAUUCCCGCACUCCAGAUGUUCAUGAGAGCCCAGUUUGACUACAACCCGCAGAAGGACAACCUGAUCCCUUGCAAGGAAGCCGGGCUGCAGUUUCGGACCGGGGAUGUCAUCGAGAUCAUCAACAAGGAUGACAGCAACUGGUGGCAAGGCCGGGUGGAGGGCUCCCCCAACGGAUCCGCAGGGCUCAUCCCCUCCCUGGAGCUGCAGGAGUGGCGCGUUGCAAGCAUGACCCAGGGCAACCCCAGCGAGAACCAGAGCUGCAGCCCGUUCGGAAAGAAGAAGAAAUGCAAAGACAAGUACCUGGCGAAGCACAGCUCAAUUUUUGACCAGUUGGAUGUGGUGUCUUAUGAGGAGGUUGUGAGGCUGCCGGCUUUCAAGAGAAAGACCCUGGUGCUUAUAGGAGCCAGCGGCGUUGGCCGAAGCCACAUGAAGAACACGCUGCUCAGCAAGAACCCUGAGAAAUUUGGAUACCCCAUUCCAUACACCACCCGGCCCCAGAAGAAAAAUGAAGUGGAUGGGAAAGACUACCAUUUUGUCUCCACAGAAGAAAUGACCAGAGACAUCGCUGCCAAUGAAUUCCUGGAGUUCGGGAGUUAUCAGGGCAAUAUGUUCGGCACCAAGUUUGAGACUGUGUGCAAGAUUCACCAACAGGACAAGGUUGCCAUAUUGGACAUUGAGCCACAGACUCUGAAGAUCAUUCAUACUGCUGAGUUCUCCCCUUUCAUUGUGUUCGUUGCUCCCCCGGACAAGGCUGAUCAGUCAGAAACUUUGCAGCAGAUUCAGAAGGAUUCAGAGCUCAUCCGGAACCGGUACGCCCACUACUUUGACCUUUCGCUGGUGAACAACGGUGUUGACGAGAGCCUCAAGCAGCUCCAGGAAGCCUUUGAGCGUGCCUGCAGCUCUCCGCAGUGGGUGCCUGUCUCCUGGGUAUACUGAGCUGGCCUGGUGCUGGUGGAAGCAACGCCCAGAACUCCCCUCAAUUCCGCAUGCUGAGGAAACAAAAGGCCAUGCCUUUCCCUGCUCAUCCAGCACACAAGCCCUCUGCCCUUUUCCUUAGAACAGCUGUUGCUCUGUUGCCGGGAUAAGAGUCCUACACUUCCACCUGCACACACAAGAAAAUGUGUUUGGGCCUGCAUUCAUUGUCUGAUAGCCCACAGGCUUGCACAUUUUGGCAGUGAGGCAGCGAAUAAGGAUCACUGCUGUGAGGCUUAGGACAGCGUCACAAGCGAGCAUAAUAGCACCUUCUAGGUGAAAGCCAUAAACUCUGAAUGUUGAAAAGGGGGCACUGAGCUCUUCCAAUGCUAUUCUCAGAUUAGGUUUAAGAAAAUCAUUUCUUUGCAUCCCUUGGAACAAGGGCGGUCUUAUCUUGUGACCUCUCCUUUUAACCCAGUUCAUGUUACACAUGAAGGGAUGCGGCUCUGGGAGUUACACCCGCUUUUCCUGUUGUAGAAGGGACAGGCACAGAGCAAAGAGCAGCCCCAAUUCCAUGUGUGAAAGGAUCACAUUUUAAAGGCUACAGACAUUUGAGCUCAGAGACAGAAAAGGGUGUGGCUGUGAAGAAGCCAGGGAACCAGCUACCUAGUUUUAAAAGCAGGGGCAGAUGAUGCCCGGAAGAAACCAUCCAUAAUCAAGAUACUGCUUGACUUUUCAAACAUCCAUGUUGUAUGCCAGAAUCUUGGCAUAUUUGCACAAGUUAGGGUAGCUCUGCUGGCAAGAUGCAAGAAUGCCUCACCAGGAUGACUUUAAAUCUUUCCCUCUGUCCACAAGCACAACUCUGGAGGGUAUUCCUCAAAUAACUAUCCAUAUCCAACACAAUGUCAUUAUGAGUAACUAGCAGCAACAACUGGAGCAGCAAACCUGCCAAGGAAUUCAAAAAAAGCCUCAAGUUUUUGAGGAUACCACCAUAAGCGUCAAUGGUGUGCAAUAGGAACCACUGGUUGAGUCCAUACAGGGAAAACAACCAGCAGCAAUAAAGUGUGUUAAAAUAC